AUAAGAGCAUAGCCUGAAAAGUGGUAGGACUUUUAAAAUAGGAUGUGCAAUGUACGUCCCUCACAUAUUAUUAAUGAACGGGCGAAGGAACGGGAUCAGUGGUUAGAUCAUUUGGGUAUCUUUGCCACCGUAGAAAAUACCUUUAUUUCGAAAGGAUUUGAAGAAUCAACCCGGAAAAGGAGAUUCCUGAGGCUAGCUUCAAAUUCACACAACUCAAUUUAACCCAAAUCAGCUACUAGAAAUGUCUCGCCACAUAAACCUAAGCUUCGGUAACCUGGCCUGUCUCGUGUUGCUGCUUUUAGCAGCUGCUUUAAACAGCUCCUCCGCGGAAGAAACGAAGACUGUUGAAUUCAACGUAAAACCGGGAGGAAUGGUACACUCAUUCUCUGAGAAACUUGGUAGAUACGAGUGUUCUUUCACCUAUGCGUCACAAGGGGGCACCAACGAGCAGUGGCUCAUGAGCCUGGGCCUGAACGAAGAUCACACGCUGUUCUCCUGCUCUCUGUGGAGGCCUCAGGGAAAGUCAUAUCUUUUUUUCACCCAGUUCAAGGCUGAGCUGAAAGGAGGAGUCAAACAGAUCAAAUACGCCCAGGCAUAUUCCCAGACCUCCGCGGGAGGACAGAGUGACGUGGCUUUGAAGGACGAGGAGUUCUCAGUGAAGGGACUCACAGUGACCCACAAUGAGGGGAAGUUCCACGCAGAACUCUCAAAGCUCACCGUCAUUGGCUGGACAAGAACUUUCGAACUGUGAUUUACCUGAAGUCUGAUUGACUGGUCACCCUGACCAAUCGAAACAUCCAAGCCAGCUCGGAGGGAGGGUCUAACAAGCCUCUGAGGACAGGCUUGUGACAGACACAGGGGUGACUGAUGGGAUUUACUGUUGAUUAAAUCUGAUCUUUAGGUUGCACUUUAUUUUACGGUAAAUAAAUUAUAUGCUGAAACAGAUGGAUGAAUAUACUCCAGCUGGUUGAGAGGCUGAACAAGGUCGAUCAACCAAUAAUGACGUGUUUUUGUAUUUGAAAAGAGUUGCUCGGUAUUAAUUAGAAACCACAAAGGACAUCCUGAUUUAUCUAAACUUGUUUGAAAUUCCAGUGGAAACUACCGUAAAACAAAGUGCUGCCAUAUCUUCUGUUUUCAUGUCUUUGCACAUGGGCUUGGUUAUGCUCCAUGUUUAGGAAUGUUUACAUGUCCACAUGAUCAUAGCAGGAUGUAAAGGCAUAGAUCAGGGUGGUUAAUCCAUCCUAUGCUAAAAUAGCGAUUUGUUGCUAAUCUCUGUUCUCUUAAUCAUACCCACAUAAACCCAUUUUUCUAAUCUGUGCUUUACUUGUUUUUAGAGGGAAUCAAAUGAUUCAAACGUAGUAUGAUUAAAGAGUAGAUUUAGUAGAACCAGAAGAGGUUAAUCCAAUCGGACGGAUGUAUGUCUUCUAAAUCUAUUUAUUGGACCAGUCACAGUUCAGAAAGGUUCCCUCAUAUAAAGGCACUGUCAGCAUCAGUGCUCUCGUCCAAGACCAGGGUCCUCUGGGGUCACGGUAGGAAAUACCACCACUCACUGUCAUGGAAACAAGACACCAACACAGGAAGUGAUGUAAGCUGUACAUUCGCUUUUUGGGGUUUGGAUUUUCCUAUAUCCGUUGGGCCUGAUUCAUAAUCCUCGUCUGGUAUUUCAAUAAAUUAAUGUUGACAGUCAAA
Messenger RNA from Hypomesus transpacificus, 1689 nucleotides. It is a transcript of the gene mydgf, whose product is annotated as myeloid-derived growth factor. The record is from RefSeq and is a predicted model, not a curated record. NCBI's taxonomy places the organism in Eukaryota, Metazoa, Chordata, Actinopteri, Osmeriformes, Osmeridae. The transcript is spliced from 6 exons. The coding region runs from base 242 to 751 and encodes 169 amino acids. Gene Ontology annotation, biological process: positive regulation of angiogenesis; positive regulation of endothelial cell proliferation.